Messenger RNA from Auxenochlorella protothecoides, 3954 nucleotides. Its product is annotated as Leucine-tRNA ligase. NCBI's taxonomy places the organism in Eukaryota, Viridiplantae, Chlorophyta, Trebouxiophyceae, Chlorellales, Chlorellaceae. The record is from RefSeq and is a predicted model, not a curated record. The transcript is spliced from 16 exons. Gene Ontology annotation, molecular function: NAD binding; leucine-tRNA ligase activity; oxidoreductase activity, acting on the aldehyde or oxo group of donors, NAD or NADP as acceptor. The coding region runs from base 1 to 3954 and encodes 1317 amino acids. Gene Ontology annotation, cellular component: cytosol. Gene Ontology annotation, biological process: leucyl-tRNA aminoacylation; glucose metabolic process.
AUGCCAGCACUGCAUGCAUCGGGCCCAUUGCUGGGGGCUGCAGGCCCCCGCAGCGGCACCGUGCGCUGCGCUCUGCGGUGCGCGAGGACCGCCCUGACACCAUGGGCCGGCGUGGCAAGGGCGCCAUUCUCCCCCAGGGUUCCAUGCACGCCGCUUCGCUCGGCGAGUACGGCCACCACCCAGCCGGAAACCGAGACGGGGCCUGUGCCGGAGUCCGGCACCGGCCCAGCCACCCGCCACGCAGCCUACCCCUUUGCCGAGCUGGAGCCCAAGUGGCAGCGGUACUGGGAGGAGAACCAGACCUUCAGGACCCCAGAAUUCAAGGACCUGGACACCAGCAAGCCAAAGUUCUACGUCCUGGACAUGUUCCCCUACCCCAGUGGGUCGGGAUUGCACGUGGGCCACCCCGAGGGCUACACCGCCACCGACAUCCUGGCGCGGUACAAGCGCAUGCGCGGCUUCAACGUACUGCACCCCAUGGGCUGGGACGCGUUCGGCCUGCCCGCCGAGCAGUACGCCAUCCAGACGGGGACGCACCCCGCCGCGACCACGGCGACCAACAUCACGCGCUUCCGGCAGCAGCUGCGCGCGCUGGGGUUCAGCUACGACUGGCGGCGCGAGGUGUCCACCGCCGACCCGGCCUACUACCGCUGGACGCAGUGGGUCUUCCUGCAGCUGCACGCCGCGGGGCUGGCCUACCAGGCGGAGGUGCCGGUGAACUGGUGCCCCGCGCUGGGCACCGUGCUGGCCAACGAGGAGGUGGUCGACGGCCUGAGCGAGCGUGGGGGGCACCCAGUGAUGCGCAUGCCCCUGCGCCAGUGGAUGCUACGCAUCACCGCCUACGCAGACCGCCUGCUGGCCGACCUGCCCACCCUGGACUGGGACCCCGCCAUCCUGGACCAGCAGCGCAACUGGAUCGGGAGGUCGGAGGGGGCGGCGAUCAGCUUCCCGCUGACGCAGCGCCCAGACGCUUCUGGCGCCAGCGCCAGCCCGCCACCUUAUCCAGAGGCCAUCGAGGUGUACACCACCCGGCCUGACACCCUCUUUGGCGCCACAUUCCUGGUCCUGGCGCCCGAGCACCCGGCCACGCUGGCCGUGGCCACCCCGGACCGCGCCGCGGAGGUGCAGGCCUACGUCGCCGCCGCCACGGCCAAGUCCGACCGGCAGCGCGCGGCGUCGGGCGUCACGGGGGUCUUCACAGGCGCGUAUGCGCUCCUCCCCGCCACGCGCGAGCCCCUGCCCAUCUGGACGGCCGAGUAUGUGCUGGGCGCGUACGGCACGGGCGCCAUAAUGGCCGUGCCCGCCCACGACGAGCGCGACGCGGCCUUUGCCGCGCAGUACCGCCUGCCCAGCCGCGCGGUGGUGCGGGACGGCGAGGCGGGCGGGACGGUGGCCUGCGCCUCCGCCGCGCCGGGUCUGACCCUGGACGGGCUGGGCCGGGCGGAGGCCAGCCGCGCCGUGAUCGACUGGCUGGAGGCGCGGGGGGCGGGGCGGGGCAGGACGCAGUACAAACUGCGCGACUGGCUGUUCGCGCGGCAGCGCUACUGGGGCGAGCCCUUCCCCGUUGUGUUCCCGCUGGGGCCCGAUGGCAGCCCUGAUCAGACCUCAGUUGCCAUUCCGGAGUCUGAGCUGCCCCUGGUCCUGCCCGAGGUGGAGGACUUCACGCCCACAGGCACCGCAGACCCCCCGCUGGCCAAGGCCACGGCCUGGAUGCAGACCGUGGUGCCCGGCACAGAGUCCCCCGCGAUCCGCGAAGCGUCCACCAUGCCCCAGUGGGCCGGGUCAUGCUGGUACUACCUCCGCUACAUCGACCCCGACAACAGCAGCAGGCUGGUGAGCAAGGAAGCAGAGGCCUACUGGAUGCCCGUGGACCUAUACGUCGGCGGCGCCGAGCACGCCGUGCUGCACCUCCUCUACGCCCGCUUCUGGCACAAGGUCCUCUUCGAUCUGGGCCACGUCAGCACGCCCGAGCCCUUCCAGCGCCUGGUCAGCCAGGGCAUGAUCCUGGGGGAGGUGGAGUACACCGUGCACCGAGGGCCGGGCGGCGAGCCCGUGCGCGAGGGUGACGCGGGCGCGGCGGCUGUCAGGGUCCGGCCGGAGGAGGUGGAGCCGUGGGCUGCCAGUCCAACGGGGUACCGCCUGCGCGCGGACCCGUCCACCCCCGUGUCGGCCCGCGCCCACAAGAUGAGCAAGAGCCGGGGGAACGUGAUCAAUCCGGACGACGUGGUGGCGGGGUACGGCGCGGAUUCGCUGCGCCUCUACGAGAUGUUCAUGGGCCCGCUGCGUGACACCAAGGUCUGGAGCACCAAGGGCGUGGAGGGGGUCCACCGCUUCCUCGCCCGCGUCUGGCGGCUGGGCACUGAGCGCCUGGCGCAGCCCGGCGUCGCCCCCACGCCGGCGCAGGCGGCGGUCAUGAACCGGACGGUGGGGCGCAUCACGGAGGACACCGAGGCCAUGCGCUUCAACACCGCCAUCGCGGCGAUGAUGGAGGCGGUGAACGCCGCGUACAAGUGGGAUGCCUGCCCCCGCCCCCUGUUCGAGACGCUGGUGCUGCUGCUGGCGCCCUACGCCCCCCACAUUGCGGAGGAGCUGUGGCAGCGGCUCGGGCACGAGGGGUCGCUGGCCUACGCGAGCUGGCCCGCCUUUGACCCGAGCCUGGUCCAGGUCGACAGCCUGAAGCUGCCGGUCCAGGUGAACGGCAGGGUGCGGGCCGUGAUAGAGGUGGAGCGCGAGAUCGGGCAGGGGGCGGCGCUGGAGGCGGCGCGCGCCAACGAGGCGGUCAGCCGCCACCUGGCCGGCAAGCAGGUUGUGAAGGUGGUUUGGGUGCCGGGGAGGGCGCUCAACCUCAUAGUCAAAGCAUCGCGCCUGCCGGUCGUGACCCGUGCGGUGGUGGCGGAGAGGGACCCCCCCGCAGUCAAUGAAACGAGCAGCAAGUCCAGCGACAAGACUCGCGUCGGCAUCAACGGGUUCGGACGCAUCGGCCGACUCACCCUGCGCGCAGCAAUGCAGAACCCAGAGGUCGAGAUCGUGGCCAUCAACGAUCCCUUUGUCAACCCCGAGUACAUGGCGUACAUGCUGAAAUAUGACACAGUCCACGGAAGGUUCAAGGGAGACAUUGACUACGAUGGCUCCAGCCUGUACCUGAACGGGAAGCAGUUGGCCGUCUCAGCCUGCAUGGACCCCAGCGAGAUCGCUUGGGGCAAGUCGGGCGCCGACUACAUCUGCGAAGCCACCGGCGUGUUCACCGACACCGCCAAGGCAUCGGCCCACUUCAGGGGCGGCGCGAGGAAGGUGGUCAUCUCCGCGCCCUCCAAGGACGCCCCCAUGUUUGUCAUGGGCGUGAACCACCACGAGUACGAAGCAUGCCAGGACGUGGUGUCCAAUGCCUCCUGCACCACCAACUGCCUGGCCCCGCUGGCCAAGGUGGUGAACGACAAGUGGGGCAUCCGGGAGGGGCUGAUGACCACAGUGCACGCCACCACCGCCACCCAGAAGACGGUGGACGGCCCCUCGCGCAAGGACUGGCGCGGCGGGCGCGGCGCGGCCUUCAACAUCAUCCCCUCCUCCACCGGCGCGGCCAAGGCCGUGGGUAAGGUGUUGCCCGCGCUCAACGGCAAGCUGACGGGGAUGGCCUUCCGCGUGCCCACCGCCGACGUCUCGGUGGUGGACCUGACGGUGAACCUAGAGCGCGGCGCGGAGUACGGCGAGAUCAUGGCCGAGCUGCGCCGUGCCUCUCAGGCCGAGCUGGCGGGUAUCCUUGGCUUCACCGAGGAGGCAGUGGUGUCCUCAGACUUCAUCUCCGACGCGCGGUCGUCGAUCGUGGACGCCAGCGCCGGCAUCCAGCUGUCGCCCACCUUUGUCAAGCUGCUGGCCUGGUACGACAACGAGUGGGGCUACUCCAACCGCGUCGUGGACCUCAUCCGGCACAUGGCCGCCGUGGACGCGCGCGUGUGA